AAUUUUAAUAAUCCAAUAAUAAUUUUAAAUUAACCUCAGCAUCUCUGUCAUUUGACUCUCUCUCGGGGUUGCUGUGACCGCAAGCAAGUGGUCGUGAGUUCGAGUCUCCCAAAAGCAAGUUGGUAAGUUCUUGGAGGCAACUAUACCGGGAUCUAUUUGGAAAUAGUCUUUGUAACUUAGCGUAGGGGUAAGGUUUGCGUACACGCUAGUCUUUCCAGAUCUCACUAAUUGGGAUUAUACUGUGUUGUUGCUGUUUUUGUCGUUUUCUUUAUACUCUCCUAAAAACACUUUCAACUCAACUCAACUCAACUCUGCAUUUGAUUUAAAAGUGCCAAUAAAAGUUUCCUCUGGACCCCAAAAAAAGAGAAACAUUUGGCUAGUAAAUUGGUAAAAAUGAGGUUUUUACAUAGCCAAAUGAAGUGAGAAUUAUAUUGUUUCCUAUUCACUUGAGUUCAAAAUAUCAAAGACCCAAUUCAUAUUGAACAGAAAUGCAAUGACCCUUUUCAUUUGAGCUCAAGAUUUGCUCAUAUGAAGUUGAAAUCUGGUAUUCCUGGUACUUUUGGCUAAUGGGUAUUGGUUUUCUUGAUUUCUGUUUAUGAUUUAGUUGAAAAAGUUUUGAUUUUUCAUUAACAUAGAGUGUCAUUGGUUGAUUUUAUAUCAGUUCUUGCUUACAAGAAUGUUUGGAAUGAUUAGAAAUUGAGCUGUGAUUAGUUGAGUAAUCAACCACUUGACUCUUGUUGUUAAAUGAGUCAAGUGUUUGUAUUUCUGCUGCAAAUCCUCAAAAAGGACUGAUUUUGCUGUAGUUUUUAGGUAGUUUGAAAUUGUAUUGAAUAUAUCAAUACCGAGCAUAGUGUUUUGAGAAAAAGAUAGUAUAUAGCACAUGAACAAGCAUGGAGUAUUUAUCUGUUCUGAUAUUUUCAGAUUUUUUUAGAUGAGUUUUAGCUAUGUAUUCUUUUAGAAGUUAAGUUCAUAUUGAAUUAUUUGGUAUGAUGAGGACAUGAGUUGAGCUUAAAUGGAGAAACAUGGUCAAUGAGGAUUCAUAUAGCCGACCGCGACUUGUUUGGGACUGAGAUGUAGUUGUUGUUGUUGUUCAUAUUGAUUUAAUUUUGCUUACCAGUUGGAGUGAAGGUAUUUUAAGCAAAUCAAUGGCUUCAAUAAGAAGAGCAUUGUCCCCAGUACCUCGCCCGGGGAAUAGAAUUAAUGGGGAAGCAUGUUCUGUUGCGUCGCCAUUGUCCAAGUCAUCGUCGUGUAAUCAAAGUUAUACACCGGCUGCAGGGGUUUUGCAUUCUUUUUUUGGUUCAUUGGAUUAUGCAUUCUAUAAAGUUCGGACAUUUGUAGUUGGUGUUUUGUCGCGAAGAUCAUCUAGGACAUUAGAGAGGUCAAAGCUAAAGGGCCAAAUUUGGAGGAAAGCACUUCUCCAAUUUUUUAUGUGCUUUGUUCUUGGAGUUUUUAUUGGCCUCACUCCAUUUGUUUCUCUGAAUUUGUCAGCAAAUAUAAUGUCGAAACAUAAAGCUUUCUCCUUUGAGGUGUUCCACUCUUACGAAAAUGGCCGCUUAUUUGAUGAUUUGUCUAGGAAUAUGGCAUCAUCUGUAAACAGCUCGGCUUUCCUUGAUAAUUCUACGUCAACGACUAAUAAAUUAUACAGUGAAUUGAAAGCUGAAAUUGCCGUCAAUGCGUCUGUUAACCAAUCACUUGAUCAAGAUUUGACGGCGUCAAGAAAACUUUUGAUCAUUGUAACGCCAACAGAAGUUCGGUCAUUUCAACCUUACAAUCUAAACCGUUUAUCCCACACGUUAAGAUUAGUCCCACCUCCUUUGUUGUGGAUAGUUGUGGAGAUGGACUUUCAGUCAACGGAGACAGCUAAUAUAUUGAGGAGAACCAGAGUUAUGUACAGGCAUCUCGUAUGCAAGAAGAACUCCACCAUAGUGAAGGAUAAAAGUGUGAACCUAAGGAAUGUGGCACUAAACCACAUUGAAACACACCAUCUUGAUGGGAUUGUUUACUUCGCAGAUGAUUCCAACAUAUACUCAAUUGAUGUCUUUGAACAAAUGCGGCAGAUCAGCCAGUUCGGGACAUGGGUUGUGGCAAGACUAUCUGAAAAUAAUAGGAAAGUUAUCUUGCAGGGUCCAAUCUGUAAUGGCUCUCAGGUUAUAGGUUGGCAUACAGAUGGAACGGCAAAAAGAUUCCAGAGAUUCUACGCUGAAAUAUCAGGAUUUGCAUUCAAUAGUACAGUACUUUGGGAUCCAAAGAGGUGGAGUCGGCCAACACUAGAGCCCAUUAGGCAGCUCGAUAUAGUUAAAGGUGGCUUGCAAGUGAGCGCAUUUAUUGAACAAGUUGUGGAAGAUGAAAGCCAAAUGGAAGGCUUUCCGACGCACUGCUCAAGAAUCAUGGUUUGGCAAUUCAACACAGAGCCAUUGGUAAGGAGUUACAGGGGCACUAUUACUGCAAGUGUGUGACAAUGUCGACAUAUACAGACUGCACUUGUACAAUGAAACAAGGGAGAAAUAGUUAAGAUUAUGAGCAUCUACUGCAAAUAUAUAUCCUGACUGUCCGCUGGUGGUUACAGGAAUGCUGCCUCCCCACUUUUCUUGUUACAAGGGAACAUUUCUGUACAGUUUCUGAGUUCGUCGCACUUUAUACAUCUGGCUACUAAGUGGAAAACCACAGUAAGCCAGGUUGUUAACUGAUUGGUGAGAAGAUAUCAUUGUCAUCUACACAAAUGUAGAGUUGCAAGUAUCCGGCCAAGUCUUCAGACUAAAGAUUUUUCGAAAUACAACUAAAUGGUCCAAUGGAGGAUUCAACCCCAUUGAGCAGCUUGCAGAUUAGUUGCUAGACUUAGCUUUGCAAGAUUGACUGUAAUGUUAAUGCUUUCUUGAAGUAUAUUGUGUACUAGAGGUUUCAUUUUUAUGGCUGUUCUUUUAAAGAGCUAAGGAGAGGUUUUCUUGAUUGUAAGAUGAAAACUACAACAACGACGACCCCAGUGUAAUCCCACACAGUGGGGUCUUGGCAGGGUAGUGUAUACGCAGACCUUACCCUUACCUUGUGGAGAUAGAGUGGUUGUUUUCAAUUGUAAGAUGAAAAUGUAACACGAAACAUCCUAGCUAAGCAGAAAUGAGCCAAUUCGAUUGAUGGUGCGAACACAGUUUCGUUCUUGUCAACUUCCAAAAUCUGUCAUUUUUAUCCUG
This is a messenger RNA of Nicotiana tabacum (common tobacco), 3185 nucleotides long. Its product is annotated as putative beta-1,4-xylosyltransferase IRX9H. Gene Ontology annotation, cellular component: Golgi membrane. Lineage: Eukaryota; Viridiplantae; Streptophyta; Magnoliopsida; Solanales; Solanaceae. Gene Ontology annotation, molecular function: xylosyltransferase activity; galactosylgalactosylxylosylprotein 3-beta-glucuronosyltransferase activity. Gene Ontology annotation, biological process: plant-type secondary cell wall biogenesis; glucuronoxylan biosynthetic process. The record is from RefSeq and is a predicted model, not a curated record.